AUGGAUUAUAUGAAUCUUGGGGUAACCUCAAGAAAGACAGGCAUCAAAAUAGAGGGUGGCAUAGGUAAGGAUGAAUAUUCUAUGGAGAAUGUGGACGAGUUCUUUAAGGAUGAAGAAAGCUCAAUGUCGAUCAAAAGAAAGAGCCGGAAAUCGUCUUUACUUUCUUUUCAAAAAUCUGUUUUACCUGAAGGCUUUGCAGAUACGUCGAGAAGGAGUUCUAAUUUUCUUCCACCAAGCGUGCCGACCAUUCCAGAGGACGGAAACGAGCACUCGCUAGGCCAAUUACAAGACGGUGAAAGCUUCGAGGAGCGCAAUACUGUCGAAUACGGGAUAAAUGAUGAGCUUUCUCCUGCACCGGCUUUUGUCAACUUUCCUGAAGAGUCAAACAGACCCAAAAGACGGCCCGUCAAUUUUGGACACCCCACACAUGAAUAUGUGGGGGGACGAGAUACCGAAGCCGACGAGGAAGAAGAUGACGGUGCUACCAUCCCAAAAACGCCAGAAUCAGACUAUGGAAACGAGAGCUACCGCGACGUCCCUGAUUUAGUUGCUGACGAGGAGGAUGAACCUUCUCACGGAAAUACGACUUUCAAUACUUCAGACAAUGCUUUAAUGGAGGAUGAGAUAGAUUAUGACUAUCAACCCCACAACGAUAAUGAUCAAUACCAUAUCGGAGAAAGAGUUCAGCAUAAAGUUGGCCGCACGAGGCCUUCCUCUUCAGACGGCGACGACGAUAGCUCUGCAGCUUCCUCCCAUGACGAUGAUAGUGAGGGAGGAAAUGACACCGGUAUCCUUCUUGGCAGGUCCACGAAAAAACAAGAUGUUAGGAGAGCUAUUGAAGAAGAAGCCUCGGAUAGUAGCUCCGAGGAAGAUUUUAUGAAGAAUCAGGCUCGAACGCUGGGGGAGGAUGUUAAUUAUUCUAAAGUCAAUGGUGUAAGAAAGUCCAAUCGCGUUAAGAUAGCACCUUUAGAGUACUGGAGGAACGAGAGAGUAGUAUACAAACGUAAGUCGAAGAAACCUGUGCUGGAAAUUGACAAAGUUAUUACUUUCGAGAAAGAUGACGAUGAGGAAGAAGAAAUGAAAAGGAAUAAAAAAGCAAAUACUAGACCCUUCAAUUACGCUCCUUCAGGGCGACCUAGAGGCAGACCCAGAAAAAACCAAAGCCUCACAAACGCAAGGGUGGGCACAUCCGCAGAUCAGCAAUUGAUAGAAAAAAUUAAAUCGGGCUUCAUACAGCGCUCUGAGUGGUUUUCUGAGGGGAUUUUUAAAGGACAAGUGCAUAUUUCUGCAAGUGGUGAAGAAGGAGAAGAGGUCUUGGCACAAAGGCAGCCUCCAGAACUGGAGCCCGAAUUUCAAAAUGGCGGUAAAGAAUUUAUGUUGAAAGCACUUUUUGACAAACAACGCCACUUGUUUGCCAGUGGGAUACUGACAAUACCUAUAGGAUCAAGGAAGAGGCCUUCUGAUGCCAAUAAUGUUUUCCUAAAUUUUUACGUCAUAACAGGAGUCCUUGAAGUUACAAUCAACGAUAACAGCUUUCUGUGUACCGAGGGAUGCAGCUUUCAAGUUCCAGCACAUAAUGACUAUGCUCUUGAUAAUAAGGGGAGAACCACUGCGAAAAUGUAUUUCGUGCAAGUCAAUAUCUUCUCUGAUGGUGUUGAAUUAUACAACAAAAUUGGCGAUGGUAAAGAUACGAGAAAUUCACUAAGUGAUAUGAGCAUAUCCAGAAGUUGA
Molecule: messenger RNA, 1731 nt
Organism: Lachancea dasiensis
Lineage: Eukaryota; Fungi; Ascomycota; Saccharomycetes; Saccharomycetales; Saccharomycetaceae
Source: the annotation of a GenBank genome assembly